UUCUAUCAAAAAAUGAACUCCAAUCUUUCCGUUCUAUUAUUUAUUUUACUUGGUAUUUACACAAUAGCUGUUAGAGUAACUGAUGAUUCUGAUGAGGAUUGCGAAGAUGACGAACACAAUGAUAACAAAUGGAGAGGUUCAGGCUCGUUUAAUAAGAAGGAUGACGAAUGGAGGGGUUUAGGCUCGUUUGAUAAGAAGUCCAACAAGUACGCAUUCUUAAGAAACCCAAAAAGCGGUCUUGUGUUAGCCGCUUAUGACGAUGUGGUUACAGUUGAAUACUUUAACGGUUAUCCAGCGCAGUUGUGGAAAGCAGAAAGUGCAUCUCCUGGUACAUUUUAUGUCAUUAACAAAGCUUCUGGUAAAAUUGCAUAUAUGGAUUAUAAAGGUCGAAAAAAAAUUAAUCAAGUAAUUACAAUACCGAAAUAUGCUUUAAAUGAAAACAAUAAGUGGAGUGGUAAAUGGUUCAUUAAUUCUGAUAAUACAAUUGUUACUUCCCGAGAUUCAAUGGCGCUAACUAUAAGUGGUGAAAAUAUCUCGGCUGGAAAUGAGGUGCUAGGGACUCCUAAAAAUGGAAGAGCCAGCCAAUUGUUUAUUUUUCAGUAUGAUUAGAUAUUUUGUAACAAUUUUUAAGAAUUAAUAUACAUCAUUAUAUUACU
This is a messenger RNA of Tribolium madens (black flour beetle), 656 nucleotides long. RefSeq lists its product as uncharacterized. The record is from RefSeq and is a predicted model, not a curated record. The coding region runs from base 13 to 609 and encodes 198 amino acids. The transcript has 8 exons. NCBI's taxonomy places the organism in Eukaryota, Metazoa, Arthropoda, Insecta, Coleoptera, Tenebrionidae.